AUGGCCAGCUCACACUUCCCAUUUCGCUACAUCCCAGUAUCAAAAUUCCACCUUCCUUUCAAAUUUCUCACCCUUAAGCCACCAACCCAUCUCACCAUAGAAGCCAAAAGCAUCGUCAGCAUGUCCCCAUCCGGUAACACUGCCGAUGCGCUCGUCGACUACGAUCGCCUCAGCAUUGCCCAAAUCAUCCGUCUCAUUGCCGAACGAAGCAUCGAGCCCUCAUUUAGAAAUGCUCUCGUCAUCCUCCUCCGCAGCGACGACCAGAAACGCGCUCAGGUAGCUGCCAAUGACACUUCCGUCUCCACCGCUCCUGACGCAGCUUCCAACGAAACCUCCAUCUCCACCGCUCCCGAGACACCUGGCCCAGCCUCUGAGGAACCAGCCACUGAAGCACCAAUUCCAGGAGCCAAGACCGAGCUAUAUAUCGCUACCAAGCUUAGUGAGGGUAAAGGAUACGAUGACUUGUAUCGCAUGGAAGGAAAUUUAUGUUUCGAGGGAGUUUUGAUGCUGGAGGGAAUGAGGUUGUCUUUACCAUUGAACAAUAGCGCGAAUGGUGGAUCCGGGGAAACUACCAGGUGGCGACCCGAUAAAGUGCCUAGUCGAACACCAAGCAUGAGUAGUUCGCACACUUCUAGUUCCUCGAGUUACGGUCCAUUUAAACCUUCGACUGGUAGCCUCGAAGAAUCUUUAUACAUACAAUCCCCCUCACCCUCACCCUCACCCUCACCCUCGAAACGAACAUCAAGUCCCGAACAUUGGCUAGAAAUACAAUCAGUCCCCAUACGAACAUCAAGUCCUGACCGUUGGUUGGAAAUACAAGCAGUUCGCAUACGAACCCCCACUCCCAAACCAUCCUUCAAUAUGCGCUCAGAUUCGUAUAUAGGGGUCGAUCCUUCGACGUCCCAAUCAGUAGCUGUCGGUAAUGAUGAUGAAGAUUCGGAAAUCUGCGAUCUCAUUCAAGGAAUUCGCAAGAUGAGUAUAUGA
Molecule: messenger RNA, 984 nt
Organism: Sclerotinia borealis F-4128
Lineage: Eukaryota; Fungi; Ascomycota; Leotiomycetes; Helotiales; Sclerotiniaceae
Source: the annotation of a GenBank genome assembly